GAGAACGAAGAAGAAAGAGGUCUCUCUCUCUCUCUCUCUCCCACCCUCUCUCUCUCUUAUUGCUAAUCGAAUGCUUCUCUAGGUCACAAGUUUACUUCGUUGAUCUCGGUCAUUGAAACAAAGAAGACACUCUAGAACCAAAUUUUGUAUACUCGUGGAUAUAGUCGACUGAUAUGAAGCAUAGGAAGAUUCCUACCGUCAAUCAACUCAUUGGCAAACUAAAGAGUGGCUAUGAGUUUUUAUCUCAGAUUCAACGACUUCCUCCAUCUCGAUAUAAUUUUGUGGCUACUAUUCUCGGGGUGGGAGUGGGAGUGGCUGGGUUGUUCAUGGCACUGCAGAAUUGUAAAAAUAGUCAUUUUGGUAUACCAUGGGUAUCUCAGCGGAAGGAUUCUUCAGAGAGAAUAUUUUAUGUUGGAGGUCUCCAAAAUCUUGGAAAUAAUUGUUUCCUGAAUGUAAUCUUACAGGCACUUGCUAGCUGUAGCAGUUUCCUUCCCUUUCUCCAGAAUGUGCUUGAAACUGACGAAUUAAAUGAAGAAGAGGUUGAAAGAAUGCCCCUUAUAGUUGCUUUGUGUUCAUUGCUAGAAGAGCUAUGUAUUAUUCAUGAUGAAAGAACUGUUCUAAAUCCACGAAGAGUGAUGUGCGCUUUAAGCUUAUACACGAACAACUUCAAUUUAACAAGACAGCAGGAUGCUUCAGAAGCUUUUAUUCAUCUCUUGUCGUCACUGAAGAAUGAGAGCUCCCAUAAUUACGUGCCACACAGUAGUUCUCUAGCCAACAUUACCUCUUCUUCCUCCAGGAUAUAUAACCGAAAGGCAGGAGACCAGCAUGAAUUUCAGAGAUGGAGACAAAUUCUUUUUGGUCCAUUUGAUGGCACCAUUGGAAGCAUAUUAACUUGCAGAAGUUGUUCAUCUCUGCUUUCAGUUUACUUUGAGAGUUUCCACUGCUUGCCACUCUCACCUGUGCUGGAUAGAAGUGAAAAUAUUAUUGAUGGAUGUACUUUGACGGAUUGUCUGAAGCAUUUUACUGCUGUAGAGCAUCUAGAAAGCUACCAUUGCAGUCGAUGCUGGCAUAUCGCUGUCAUAAAGCACUUAUCCCUUAAAUCAGAAAAAGACGAGGAAAAAAUAAAUAAGCUUAGCAGCUGUGUGAACCAUGAUUCUUGCAGUUGCAGGGAUCUUUUCCAUAAGGAAGAAAUAACAUGGUCUGGGUUUUCACAUGCUUCAAAGCAGUUAAUUAUUACAUGUUAUCCUCAGAUUCUGUGCAUCUAUAUUCAACGCGCUUCAAUGAAUAUAAGUGGUGAAUUUGUAAAGCGGCAGGGACAUAUUUCUUUCCCUUUGUUCCUCGACCUCUUACCAUUUAUGGCAGUUGCAUCAACUCUGGUGCAAGAAACUUCAAUGGAGAAUAUGAAGAACCAGUGGACGGGGCGACAGCAAGAAUUUGCCCUUCAACAAAGUCAAAUAAAUAAGCAACUGACUAUGCAAAUGCUUCCUCCUAUAUUCAGAAUUAUAGAACAAACUGCUUCAGUUGAAGCCUUGUUAAGAAAUAAUUCAGAAAAGUCAACUAACCAUUCAGAUGGCGAUUCUGAUGUUAAGUAUAAUCUGGGGAUCAGCAAGGAAGAUGCAGUUCAUGGAAGCAAGGUGGUUUCUUCCGGUCUUGACCUUCCCUUUGUUUGCUCUGUGGAAGAAGCGGGAUCUUGUGAAAAGGAAAAUGCCAUUGAAACUGGUGAUGCAGUCACUUCAAAGAGUUCCAUGUACCGCCUAUCUUCUGUGGUCGAGCACUAUGGGAGGUAUGGUGGUGGCCAUUAUGCGGCUUAUAGGAGAGCAAUGAGCGACUCUUUGGCGGAACCAAUAGAAGGGAAUUGUCUUUGGUUUUAUACAUCGGAUCGUGAAGUAUCACAAGUGUCCGAGGAAACUGUUCUUGCUGCAGAAGCCACCCUCCUUUUCUAUGAAAGAAUAUAGUCUUGUCUCCGGUAUGGUGUCACUUUAGAGAUAAUUGAAAUAUACCCUUUUACAGAAAUUUUCUCUAUCCUGUUUUUCUUUUAGGUUGAUUAUAGAAGUUUAUCUCUCUAUUUGUCGCAUCGUUUCUCCAAUUAUCUGAUCUUUUCGUGGUGUUUUCUUCA
Ananas comosus (pineapple) is the source of this 2116-nucleotide messenger RNA. RefSeq names its product ubiquitin carboxyl-terminal hydrolase 27-like. Gene Ontology annotation, molecular function: cysteine-type deubiquitinase activity; cysteine-type endopeptidase activity. Gene Ontology annotation, biological process: protein deubiquitination. The transcript has 11 exons. Lineage: Eukaryota; Viridiplantae; Streptophyta; Magnoliopsida; Poales; Bromeliaceae. Gene Ontology annotation, cellular component: cytosol; nucleus. The coding region runs from base 174 to 1955 and encodes 593 amino acids. The record is from RefSeq and is a predicted model, not a curated record.